Messenger RNA from Cucurbita moschata (crookneck pumpkin), 1423 nucleotides. RefSeq names its product palmitoyl-monogalactosyldiacylglycerol delta-7 desaturase, chloroplastic-like. The transcript is spliced from 5 exons. Gene Ontology annotation, cellular component: endoplasmic reticulum membrane. Lineage: Eukaryota; Viridiplantae; Streptophyta; Magnoliopsida; Cucurbitales; Cucurbitaceae. Gene Ontology annotation, biological process: lipid metabolic process. The coding region runs from base 161 to 1306 and encodes 381 amino acids. Gene Ontology annotation, molecular function: oxidoreductase activity, acting on paired donors, with oxidation of a pair of donors resulting in the reduction of molecular oxygen to two molecules of water. The record is from RefSeq and is a predicted model, not a curated record.
UAGUCAUCUUUAAGAGAUCGCAAUAUCUGGGUCAAAUUUCUAGCAUCAAAUUCCCCUCAAAUCCUUCACAAAGUGAUCGUUUUUUCUCUUCUAACUUAUUAAAUUGCCUCCAACAGUCUGCCAAUUCAGAGUCGACGGUUCUUGUACUGUUCUUUCUCCUAUGGCUCUUCUCAAUUCUCGGUUGUCCGAUUCCAAAUUCCACCGCUUUCCAUCCCUCCGCCUUGCAAUUCACCAUCCCCGCCUGAUGGCCGUCAGUUUCCGAUCAGUUUCUGGCGACCCAUUAGGCUUAAACUUGGUGGGUCGUUGCAAUUUCAAAUCCUUGAGGCUGAAUUCAUCGUGUAGGAUCCAAAACAGAGCAACUCCACCGCUGACAGAGGCAUUUGAACCAGGGUCGCCGCCACCGCCGGCUUCUGGGAAGAGGAUUUUGUUAUCGGAUGUGGUGGUGAGGCGGCCGAGGGAGGUGUUUUCGGGCCGGAAAUGGACUCUUCAUGACAUCGGAACCGCCGGAGUGGUGGCGGCGGCUCAUUUACUCGCUCUUUUGGCUCCAUUUCAAUUCAAUUGGGCUGCAUUUUGGGUCGCAGUUUCUUUGUACAUUGUCACAGGUCUUUUCGGAAUUACCCUUUCGUUUCAUCGCAAUCUUUCUCAUCGCAGCUUCAAACUUCCAAAAUGGCUAGAAUACUCCUUCGCUUAUUGCGGAGUUCAAGCACUUCAGGGGAAUCCAAUGAAUUGGGUCAGCACCCAUAGAUAUCACCAUCAAUUUUGUGAUUCCGAAAGAGACCCACAUAGCCCAAUCGAAGGCUUUUGGUUUAGCCACAUGAGUUGGUUGUUUGAUAUCAAAACUUUGACUGAGAGAUGUGGAGGGCCAAACAACGUUGGGGAUUUGCAAAAACAGCCAUUUUAUAGGUUUAUUGAAACAACUUAUCUUCUUCAUCCGAUUGCUCUUGGUGCUCUGCUCUACGCAAUGGGUGGAUUUCCAUUCAUUGUUUGGGGAAUGGGUGUGAGAUUAGUUUGGGUGUACCAUAUCACCUGGCUGGUGAAUUCAGCUUGCCAUGUAUGGGGAAAUCAGGCUUGGAAAACAGGGGAUUUGUCUAGAAACAAUUGGUGGGUGUCGCUGUUUGCAUUUGGAGAAGGGUGGCACAACAACCACCACGCAUUUGAGUUCUCGGCGCGACAUGGCCUAGAGUGGUGGCAACUCGACAUGACAUGGUACGUUGUCCGGCUUCUUCAAGCUCUCGGUUUGGCCACAGAUGUGAAGAUACCAACACAACUUCAGAAGCAAAACUUUGCUACUUUCAACGCCACAUGACUUUGUACCAACUUCUAUUACCCAAAUCUUAGACCCAAAAGGUGUAUGCUUUCUCGUUCCGAUAGUUAAAAUGUUACGACCCGAAUUUCUUAAUGAAAAUUCCAUACUUUUAAUGCA